AUGGAGUCUUUGACGCUAUCAAGUGCAUUAGCAUAUUAUCAUGAAGACGAAGAUAUCAAGGCAGAAUUGACCAAAGCUGAAUUUAACUUGCUAGUCAAUCCUGAAUUAGAUUAUUUGAAGUUGCUUAGGUCUGCCUUAGAAUUCCAGGGUUUUGACCCUAAAGUUAUACUGAGGCAAUUAGUGAGAAACAGGAAGGCCUACAUGGAAGCUAAUCCGACGAGGCAGGAAUGGGAUCUAAACAAUGCUGGUGACGACUUUAAGGUUCAUGAUGGGUCAGAACUAGGGAACAUAAUUACCAACCAGCAGUCCCUCGCCAAAGAUUUGGAAUUUCUGAUCAUGAUGUUCCUUUUGAGGAACAAUCACAUCAGCAAAAUCAUAAAAAAGUCUAUCAGUGGACUGUCUGAUAUACUUGAGAUGUUUAAGCAGAAAUAUGAAAUCAACGAUGAAACAAGAGCUUCAGGGACUCAGUUGGGUUCAAGAGACAUUACACUACCCAGAAUCGCUGGCGUUUUGCCAUCCGUUGCGGUAAGGAUGUUCCACAUGAGGGCAGUCAAAGAAACUGUUCCUUACCAUUCAAUCCCAGGAGUAGUUGAGUUAUUGGAAGGAAGAGGGGCAGAGGCAACCGGAUCCAGGACUGUCAAAGUCAUAACUACUUCUGAAUUAUCUCAUGCUAUAUGCUGUCCUUUCUUGCCAUCAUUGCAUCCAAAGAAAACAGAGAAAGCAGGACACAUUCAUGCUAUAAUGUUGUUUGUAGCGAUUCGGUUAGAUGACAUCAUUCAAAAGAAAGAAAAAAAUUUCACUCCAUUGGAUGAACUUUUAAAUUAUUACAAGGCUGGUUUUGAAUCAGCUGCUACCCCUGAGGCUUCUAGGUUGGAAGUCAUGUCAAAGGUGAAAUUGUUUUAUCAAACAAAAAUUUAUCCUACUGAUGAAGCACUUUUUGUCAAUACUAAGUGUUGUGAGGCCUUAGAGACCAUGCGAGUUGAAGACCCGUCCCAUUCUUUAUUAAUGGUUGCUGCAAGGACGGGAUCACUACCAAAU
This is a messenger RNA of Brenthis ino (lesser marbled fritillary), 1038 nucleotides long. The record is from the annotation of a GenBank genome assembly. Lineage: Eukaryota; Metazoa; Arthropoda; Insecta; Lepidoptera; Nymphalidae.